UGAAAAGGCUGCAGGCAAGCAGCUACGCCCCCUUUAUUUAAUCAAGCCAUUGAUAUAGCUAGCUAAAGAUGCUGGUACCAAUUUUCACGCUCAAACUGAACCAGAAGAUCUUCCCCAGACUGGUGACGGUCGGACAUUACGAUGGCAGGCAUCCAUCACUAACUGCAGCUACAAAUGGUGGAAAGAUUUUCAUACACACACCUCACCGGCGUAUGUCCAGCCCCUCCCCCUCAACCAUAUCCACUGCUCGUCUCUCAGUCUCAUCCUCAGACUCUGACAUCACUCUGCUGAGCAUCGGACAACAUGUGACAUCAUUGGCAGCGAGGAAACUGGAUCCGGAACUGAACCAGGACGUGUUGGUGGUGGGUACCCAAACCAACGUACUGGCAUAUGAUGUGGAGCAAAACUCUGAGCUGUUCUAUAAGGAGCUGCCUGACGGAGCUAAUACCAUACUGAUAGGGCAGCUGGCGGACAUGAGUAAGCCCCUGGCCUUUGUUGGGGGUAAUUGUGCAAUCACUGGACUGGACCAUGAGGGACAAGACUCGUUCUGGACAGUAACCGGGGACAAUGUGUGCUCGCUGGCCCUGGCGGACUUUAACUCUGAUGGGAGGAGUGAGCUGCUGGUCGGCUCUGAGGACUAUGACAUCAGAGUGUUCCAGGGCGAUGAACUGUACGCAGGGAGACAAAUUCAGUUACGCCCUCGCCAAUGGAAUAGUGGGCGUGUACAGCGGACAAGAGAGAUUCUGGAGGAUCAAAUCGAAGCACCAGCCGAUAUGUAUGGCAGGGUUUGACAUGAAUGAGGAUGGAGUGCCUGAUGUGAUAACAGGAUGGUCCAGUGGGAUUGUGGACAUUUCAUAUAGCAGUCAGACCGGUAACGUCAUUUACAAGGACACCUUCUCCUCCAUUGUGCAGGUAGUCUCGUCCAAGGACUCUGAGGGGGAGGUGGGUGUGUUCAAGACAGAGUUUGGAGUCAUCAUUCCUGACAGAGAUACACAGGGAAACGUCUCAGUGAGUGUGUGUGUGUGUGUGUAUGAGGGGUGAGGUUGUUGGUAUUACAAUAGUUUAGUUAAGUUUUCAUGUAUAUCAGGUUUCCGUUUCUUGGUGACAAUUUUGUCUAGUGUCCGUGUAGGUUUCUCGAUUAUUCCCAUUCCAAAUCUGCACACUGUCUUGUGUCAGCCAUUAUAAGAUACUAACCUCUUUUGCAUUGUGUAAUAAUUAUAUGAGUUAUAGGUACUUCCCCCGGGGCAAUACUCCUCUGCUGGAGACACAGUAGUGGUCAAAAAAAGUACCCGUGUUUACGUAGUACGUCCGUAGUACGUUCGAAGCGUUUCCGUUUUGACACCGUAUCAAAAGCAUUGAAUUUACCGUACCAGUUGCUAAUUACCGUUGUAUGUUGCAAGUACGUUUUGCAGAAAAGUUUUAGAAAACAAACAAAGAGACAAUUAAUCCUAGUCAUCUCGAGUAUAGUAGCUAGACUGGUUACUUAGCUAUGCUAUGGCUAUGUCUAGCUGUAAGUCUAGCUCUAGAUCUACAACAAAGACAUAAAACGCACCAUUCACAGGUUCUUCUUCAACUUUCUCAUCAAAAAGGAUGUCUGCAGUCUCUAUAGAGUCCUAUCUCUGUUCUAUGAAAACUCAAGUAAUUAGCCUCUGAUUACUCUCAGCAAAAACAUACAACGUGGGCGGUGAGUGGGCGGAUAAUUAUUGUUAAUUGCCUGAGCUGCACCGCGCCUGUCAUACCUCCUCUGAUAUACCGUAUAGCGAGUAAUUUUCGUGGGGCAAAAUAUUUGUGAUUUUCGUGGUUGGAGGUCUGACCACGAAUAUUUUACCCGCGAAUGAAAAUUACCUGCUAUACGGUACUCCUUUACGUGUUUAUGGCUAUGACAUAAGAUUGACUUAGUUAAUGGGAUGUGUACAAGUAUUUGGGCGUUAGGUACGUACCUGACUCAGUAGUGGAUCCAGUCAGCUUAAAGGUUACGGUAAACAGUUUGCUCAUAUGCAUGAAUAUUUAUGCUCAUGAUUAAUUUAUGAUUUUCUUACAAUGAUUUUUGUGGCAUGAUAACUAUAUUGGUGUAUCAAUCUGUAUGACAAGUAUCAAUCUUCAAAACAUUUUUCAGUGGAAGCUCUGAGCCAUCAUUAAGUUACAAGAAACAACACAAACUAGUAUAGUUAUUUUAUACUUCCAAAAAUGCUUCUAGCUCCGUGUUCUUGCUUUUAUAGGAUACUUCUUACAAUUCUGGAGGGCUACACAAAGCUUUUUCGUUUCAGGCCAGGAAACUAAUACUUAAAAUGGCUGACAUGCAGAGCCAAGGAAAACAGCCUCUUGUGUGAGCUUAGUGGGUGGAAGUAGUUUAUCAUGCCUCGGUGCGCAUGCGCAAGCGAGGUAUACGGUAGUGUGUUUGUGUGUGUGUGUGUCUGUGUAGACUGCUACAGCUGCUCAAGGAUGAAUCAAGUGCAAGUAAGAGUUUCUAGUCAUGUUUACUUGGAUUUUAAUUCGUGGAUUUGCAAAAUGAUGCUUCGUUCUCGAGUUUAUGUGCCUAGUUUUGCUUACUUGGAAUGCCAUUGCAGCCUUUUCAGAAGAGCACGUAGCCAAACUUGUUUACCGAGUGUUACUACUCUACUUAGUAGUUAGCUCUGCACUAGAACGCUACCUAUGGUAGCUGCAAGAGUGAGGAAGAGAGCUGCAAGGCUCUGCUGAUGGCAGCCAUUAAUUUUAGACUUGAACUUUUGGCAUCGAUUGUUUUUAACAACAACCAUGGUCGAUCAUUACCCACUCUUUGAGUUUGCAUGUGUAAUUAUUAACCCGAGGCGCGUGGGCGGCCACGGGUUAUAGUAGUCUGUCUGUUUGUUACCCGAGGCGCGCGUGGGCGGCCACGGGUAUAGUAGUCCGUUGGUCUGUUUGUUUGUUUGUAAUGUGUGAGUCUACUCACCUGCAUGCCAUGGCACUGCGUUUACAGCAUGGAUAGCCUUCAUACAACAAGUUAUUAAUUUUAAUAGUGGCAGAAUUUCAUGUUAAACCUUCGUUGUCAAAUAAAAACGAGCAAAAGCUAAGAAGCUUGUGACUGGGUCUGCUUACCUGGAUGCUCUAGCACUGCGUUUACAGCAUGGGUAGCCUCCACACAACAAGUCAGUACUUCUAAUAGUGGCAGCUUUCGGUGUUAAAGCUUCGUUGUCUAAUAAAAGCGAGCAAAAUGUAGCUUGAACAGAACUUGCACAUGCGUUACUUAUAACUGAAGUGAUCCUGUACCAGGUCCAGAAACAAUGGAACAGGGUCACUAAAGUAGAAAGCUGUAUAUACCAGGAACAAUAUUGGAACAGGGUCAUUAAACCAGAAAGCUUGCUUUAGCUGACUGGGAUCCAUGCAGGACCUGGAGCCAUACUUCUCUGAGACUCCAUGCUUCUUUGCUGUGAUCCUAAUCCACAGUGCAUAUAUUUAUAGUACUACUACCUGUUCUCAAAUGUUUCAGCAUGCCUCCAGUCUGGUUUAGUUUUAUUGCUCCUGAGUUGCUGUGCAAGUCAUGCAUGAUGAUGAUAACAACAUCACUAUAUGCACUGCAUUAUAUCAGUCUUCUGGUUUCUUUAUAAUCAUGUCACCAGCCGAGGGUUUGCACUUUAGUGCUCUAGUUUGUCUGUUUGUUUGUUUGUUUGUAACGAGUAUAUCUACUCACCUGGAUGCCAUAGCACUGCGUUUGCAGCAUAGGUAGUCUUCACACAACAAUAUCUUGGUUUAAAUAGUGGCAGAUUUUGAUGUUAAAGCUUCUUUGUCGAGUAAAAGCGAGCAAAAGCUAAGAAGCUUAAACUUGCCACGUGGCCUUGAGUCAAGGUACGGGAUCACUUCAGCUAAAAAUAUCUAGUCAAGGCUUGAUUAUGUAUUUUCAGCUGAAGUGAUCCCGUACCAGGAACAAUUGAAUACGGUCAAGAAAAAGUAGGAUUGUGUGACUAAGGUUGUUGACUGACUCUGGAUCCUAUACGUACUCCAGCCUGGAAGGAGCCAUACUUCUCUUAGUCUAAGACUCCAGGCUUCUUUGCUGUGAUCCCAGUCCAUGUGCACGUUGUUACUUUAGUUUUGAGUUUUGUUUUAUUGCUCCUGAGUUGCUGUGCAAGUCAUACAUGUACAUGAUAACAACAUCACUAUAUGCACUGCAUUAUAUUUCUGGUUGCUUUUUAAUCAUGUCACCAGCCGAGGGUUUGCACUUUAGUGCUCUAGUUGCAAAAAUAAGCUAUUAGUAGCUUUAUGUUAUGUAGCUUUGGUAUCUCCACCGAGGCAUCAGCACCUGCGGUGCUUUCAUUAAGAGUGUAGUGAUUGAAUUAGCUGCGUAUAAUAUGCACAUGUAACUGAAGAUAAAAAACAAAGAUGUGGUCUCCUGGUUUCUAACGGUGAAAUACAUAGCUCAUGGUUUUAAAUGCAUGGAAGCUGUUCUGUGCCAUUGUCCUCUGCGUAGUUAAGGCCCGGGUCUGGCUGUAAAUACCAAAAUUUAACACUAUGUUCAUACUGCUGUAUUAUUUGCAAUAUACAGUGUAUGCUGCAUCAAAAUGAUCCAAAAUGAAGCACAAUGUUUUCUUUUUCCAAAAAACUAAUUAGCUUAAUUCAAUUAUGCUAAUUAGCCCCAAAAUGGUGAUGACGUCAUGCCACUUUUAAUAAGAAGAACUACAAAUGCGGCCAUGAAGAUGCUAAGAUCAAGCUUCAAAAACAAGGCUAGAUGAACUUAUCAUUGCUAGGUACUAAUAUCCGGCGGGGGAAGAGUAGGAGUUACUGUAUUCUUGAGAUACACAGCAUAGCCCUACCUCUAGAGUGGCUGUCAGAGCUAAAGAAGCCAGUAUAGCUAAGGCAGUUUUGCACAUAUUGACUUCCCCCGCUGGAAAUAUAAUCAUGACAACCUACUCUAUCUUUUGAGGGCCUAAACAACUAGUUUUACCUUGUGCAAGUCCACCGCAUUUGUUGCUAAAGAUUCUGUACAAUAGUUCCAGCAGCUAGCUAAGCAAGUACCUUGACUUCUUCUUGACACGUGACAUCAAUUGCAAUGAAUAACAUUAAUAAUGGUUAUGAAUCUCAUUAACAGUACAUCAUCUACAUUAAAUGUUGGUAAUGAAUAGAAUUAAUCUUAUCAGUGCCUGACCCAGGCCUUAACUACACAGAGUCACUAGUGGUUGUUUCCGUAAAGGUUAAGGGUGCUGGAACACCUACGCCCACGUACGCCCACACACACGUUGCUAGGGAAAGCUAACUAUGAAACUACCUGCAGGGGAGACAUGGAUCCUUCACAGGAUUAUGAAGCAACACUCUACUAGUGUGCAUUCCAAAAAUGGAGAGGAAAGGAUGAUGACAACAGAUUUUACACUUGAUUUUCAUCAUAUAGCUAAAAGAAGUUCCGCUUAGGAAACCAGUAGAGCUAUGGACUUGAUUGUUUGUUUGCAGGUGCACUACACACAGCUCUUCAACAUUACGAAGAGCUUUUGUUGUAAAAUCCCUUUGUUAUCUAUUUAUGAGAAUUUUUUGUCAUGA
Molecule: messenger RNA, 5502 nt
Organism: Halichondria panicea
Lineage: Eukaryota; Metazoa; Porifera; Demospongiae; Suberitida; Halichondriidae
Product: Bardet-Biedl syndrome 2 protein homolog
Exons: 7
Coding region: 69-791 (240 amino acids)
Biological process (GO): non-motile cilium assembly
Cellular component (GO): membrane; BBSome; neuron projection
Source: RefSeq, a predicted model, not a curated record